Molecule: messenger RNA, 1386 nt
Organism: Drosophila nasuta
Lineage: Eukaryota; Metazoa; Arthropoda; Insecta; Diptera; Drosophilidae
Product: putative tyrosyl-DNA phosphodiesterase
Biological process (GO): DNA repair
Cellular component (GO): nucleus
Molecular function (GO): single-stranded DNA binding; 3'-tyrosyl-DNA phosphodiesterase activity; double-stranded DNA binding
Source: RefSeq, a predicted model, not a curated record
AUGAGUACUGAGAGUCUAAAGCAGUCUAUCGGCGAAUUUCUGAACGAUUUAACGCAGGACAAGCUUGAUCUUUCCGAAUGUAUGUAUGAUACAGUGAAGCCGGGUGCCAUGGCUGAGAAAUUGAAACGUGCUGCUCCAUACAACAAUCUCACCGCGAUCAGAGACUCGAAACCUACACACGAUGAGCCGUUAAGCAUAACUAUGCAAGAGAUAUUCGAUGAAAGUCUGGGUGAGAUCGAGACCAGUGUUCAAAUUAAUUUUCUAAUUGAAAUCGAUUGGCUAUUGACUUUCUAUCAUAAAGCGGGCAUACUAGACAAACCAUUGCUUGUGUUGUAUGGCGAUGCAGAUCCGGAUUUGGAUGAGAUUAACAAAGUUAAGUCAAAUGUUAAUGCAAUUCGCAUUAAAAUGCCACCAGAAUAUGCAGUAUCACAUUCAAAAAUAAUGCUGCUUGGCUAUGCGGAUGGAACAAUGCGUAUUGUCAUCUGCACGGCGAAUUUAACUAUGUUCGAUUGGCACAAUUGCACUCAGAGCUUGUGGAUGAGUCCCUUGCUGCCCGCGUUGACAGAGGAUGCAGAGCCAACAGCUGGUGAGAGUCCUACGGGUUUUAAGGCCGAUUUACUGCGAUAUCUGGUGGUGUAUCAAGUGGAACAACUGGAGCCAUGGCUAGAACGCAUACGCAAAACGGAUUUCAGUGCGAUUAACGUAUUUCUGAUUACCUCAGUGCCUGGAGCACAUGUGCAGCCCGCGCCCUGGGGCUGCACGGCCAUUGGAGCCGUGCUGGAGCAGCAUAUGGUGCCCAUUGAUGAUAGCAUUCCUAUUGUUUGUCAGAGCUGUAGCAUUGGUAGCUUGGGAUUCACGCCAAUGGGUUGGGUGCAGCGUGAUUUGUUACGCCAUAUGCGCAGGAAUCGAUCACAAGUGAAUCGCUUGCGUGGCUUCAUGCCCUUCAAGAUGAUACAUCCCAGCAAGCGAAAUGCUUUGGCAAGUCAUGAUGGUGGUAUUAGUCCAUAUAAACAGGAACUUCACGAUCGGCAGUCGUGGCUCACGGCGCAUCUGCAGCAAUGGAAGUCGGACCAACGGCAUCGUUCUCAGGCGAUGCCUCACAACAAAUGCUAUGCGAGAUUCAACGAGCAGGAGCAAAGUCUCUAUUGGUUUCUUCUGACAUCGGCGAAUAUCUCAAAAGCCGCUUGGGGAUAUACGGAUAGAUAUUCGCUGCUGACCAUUGCCAACUAUGAGGCGGGAGUUUUGUUCCUGCCAAAAUUUGUGAUAGGCGAAGAAACAUUUCCGUUGUGUAGUUCGCGAAAUGGUGUUCCACCAUUUUCCUUGCCUUACGAUGUGCCACUAACACCAUAUGCAGCGGAUGAUGUGCCCUCUGUAGGUCAGGCUUGA